UCAUUUCUAAGGAAUAAACGCGCAAGAGAACAGAGAAUGUUCUUUUUGGCGCUUCUUCUUCUUGGAGGUAUCUCCUGUUCUCCAGCAGCCAAGAGAUCUCAAUAUGGGCUCAUCGUGUCCCCCAAUUACCCGAAAACAUAUCCCAACAACAAUCACAGCACCUGGAAUAUUGCCGUCCCCGAUGGAUACCACAUCUCUUUGAAGUUCCUUGUAUUUGACAUCGAGCCAUCAGAUGGUUGUACCUAUGACUUUGUUAAGGUUUGGGCAGACGACAAGGAACUGGGGCAGUUCUGUGGCCCACCAAAGUCUAAAUCUCACCCUGGUCAUCGUCUUUUUGUCUCUGAAGGCAAACAAAUGAGACUUGAAUUCCAGUCUGACUUUUCCAAUGAGGAGCAUGGCUCCACCAUCCUUUACCCAGGAUUCCAAGCCUACUACCAGGCAGUGGACAAUGAUGAGUGUGCUCUGCCCAAUGAUAUCAGUGCGUCAUGGACCCCACCAUGUCCAGCAUGUCUGCCACAACUAUAUAGGGGGCUACGUCUGCUCCUGUCUGCCAGGAUACAAACUACAGAAUGACAAGAGAACCUGCAAAGUGGAUUGUAGCAGUCAGCUGUUCACGGAGGAAUCUGGAUACAUCUCCAGCCCAGGAUACCCCAAGCCAUACCCUGCAGACCUCAACUGCAACUACAGCAUCCGCGUGGAAGAAGGGUUCCAAAUUUCCAUCUCUUUCGUGGAAACCUUUGACAUAGACUUUCACCCGCGGGCUCCAUGUCCCUACGACACUUUAAAGGUGUUUGCCGGCGGCACCCUGCUGGGUACGUAUUGUGGACGGAAGUCUCCUGGAACUCUGAAGACUCUGAGCAACAAGGUGGACAUCCUAUUCCACACUGAUGACUCCGGUGACAGCAAAGGGUGGAAACUGCGCUACACGACCCAAACUGCCAAAUGUCCAACUCCCACCACCCUGGAUACAUUUUCCAUUGUCAGUCCUGUGCAGAGGGAGUAUCAGAUGAGAGACUAUAUUGUGGUGUCUUGCAAAACAGGAUAUCAGCUGAUGGAGAAUGACAAGGAACUGAAGACCUUCACCUCCCUCUGUCAGAAAGAUGGAACCUGGCACCGUCCUAUGCCCCGAUGUCAAAUCGUAAGCUGUAAAAGUCCGGAUGAUCUGCGCAAUGGUCAGUACGCCUUCCUGACCGAGCUGAACACACUGACGUACCUCUCCGCCAUCACCUACAGCUGUAACGAGCCGUUCUACAAAAUAGUGACUCAGAGAGACAGCGCUAAGUUCACCUGUACAGAGGAUCGAAUCUGGAAGGAUGAGAACGGGGGAGCCAUUAUUCCCAUAUGUGUGCCAGUGUGUGGAAAGCCUUCGAAUCCCAUCACCGGACAUGGCCGCAUUAUCAAUGGUGACAGCGCAGAACUGGGGAAUUUUCCUUGGCAAGUGUUACUGCGCACAACUGGGCGUGGCGGUGGCAUUCUGAUAGGAGAGUACUGGGUGAUGACAGCUGCUCAUGUGAUAAAUAAAGAUGAAGAAAACCCAGAUAGCGUCAACAACAUACAUGUUUUCAUUGGUGACACGGAUGUGGAGAAGCUAAUCAGUAUAGGUAAUUUAGCAGUUCGGGAAGUUCAUGUUCAUCCAAGUUACAUCUCUGGGUACCAUGACCAUGACAUUGCUUUGAUUCGCCUCAAAGAGCCCGUAAUCAUGAAUGAGAACACCUCUCCCAUCUGCCUCCCUGAAGACGGCGAUGAGUCCUUGUAUGAUGCCGGUACUGUGGGGUAUGUAAGUGGAUUUGGAAUGACGGAGCGGCACAAAAUUUCAGAUAUUUUGAAAUCUGUGGCUUUGCCCAUGGUUCAAAGGGACAAAUGCCGUAAACAGCUAGUAGAAAAACAAAGAAACAUGGGUCCAACCAGUAAAAUCAAAAAGGAAAAAUUCACAGACAACAUGUUCUGUGCUGGUUAUGCUGAAGCUAAUAAAUUGCAGAAAGACUCAUGCCAAGGAGACAGCGGGGGGCCAUUUGCCUCCAUAAGCGAGGACAAGUGGGUGGCCACAGGUAUCGUGUCUUGGGGCAUUAGUUGUGGUGUUGGCUAUGGGUAUUACACCAAAGUCAGCAAUUACAUUGAUUGGAUAAAAGGCCACCUGAACAGUUAA
Molecule: messenger RNA, 2146 nt
Organism: Staurois parvus
Lineage: Eukaryota; Metazoa; Chordata; Amphibia; Anura; Ranidae
Source: the annotation of a GenBank genome assembly